AUGCGGCCAUUCCACCCACCUACCCCUCAAUCUCAUCGAUCAUCCUAUAUACCCUCCACACCCGAUUCACCUACAGUAGAGAAGGAAUCUCAUAUUGGUGGGACAACACCAGAUGUGCGUCAGGCGAGAGAAGCGGCUGAUGGUGUAGUGAGGGAUUAUGAGGAGAAGAGAGAUCGUCUGGCAAAGGCGAUCGACUCAUCUUUGUACCUUCUGUCCGAUCUCAAGAACUUCAACGGCGAGCAAUGGACCGUCAGGUAUCCCCACUUGAAGCCCAUAGAUUCGUCAAGUCAAGGAUCUCCAUCUACACGUCCCGGCAUGAGUAGACGUACUCUCACGUUUGCCGACGAACCAUCACAGACCACCGACGUAGUUUUAAACUCUACUCCUACCGUUCGACGAACAUUGAAACGAUCUCUUACUCUUGCCCCUUCUGCUCCUUGCACUCCUAUCACCACAGUCAACAGUACAGUCGAAGAACCGAAGAACAUUGACGAAAACGAAGAUGAUUUUUCGAUAUUACGUCUCAACCUGAACAUGGGAGCUGCUCGACAUGCCAAAGGCUUGAUAUCACAUCUGGAAAAGUCAUCCAUCUCAGCUCUACUCGAUACUCGAAUCUCUGCUUCGUUAGACCACCUCACUCAUUUACAGAAACGUAUAUUCGAUGCUCAAUCUCGAGUACUCGUGACUGGUGAUCUCAAUGCUGGUAAAUCAACCUUGAUCAAUGCCUUGUUGAGAAGGGAUGAAGUCAUGCCUACGGACCAACAACCUCUGACAACUCGAUUCGUGGAAGUGGUCAGUGCGAAGGAGAAUGAGGACAAGGAGGAGAUACAUAUACUGAAACACGCGGAUAAAUAUGAUCCUUCGGACGAAUCGACAUACUCAACGGAAGACGUAUCGAAAUUAUACGAAAUGCUUGUAGAUGCCGAAGAUGACGCUUCCAGUCCUUCUCUUCGGGUGUUCCUCAAAGAAGCCGAUGCCAACAUGGCCAAUCCUUCGAUUUUGCAUAACGGCGUUGUGGACAUCUCACUUAUCGAUGCACCUGGUCUCAACCGAGACUCCAUCAAAACUACUGCCAACUUUGCUCGACAAGAGGAGAUCGAUGUGGUUGUCUUUGUCGUUUCCGCCGCUAAUCACUUCACAUUAUCGGCAAAGGAGUUCAUAUGGCAAGCUGGGCAUGAGAAAGCCCAUCUUUUCAUUGUCGUCAACCGAUUCGAUCAGAUCAAGGAUAAAGCAAGAUGUCGAAGAUUGGUUUUGGAACAGAUUAAACAACUCAGUCCAAAGACAUACGAGGAUGCUGCCGACUUGGUACAUUUCGUCGAUUCCGCCAAGGUAGCCUUAGGAUAUGGCGAAACAGAACCUGAAGGUGAUGAGCUUGAUGAAGCUUUCUCACACUUGGAACACUCACUCCGAUCGUUCGUGCUCGUCAAUCGAGCCAAAUCAAAGCUUGGUCCUGCUCAGAAUUACAUUACUCAUCUUUUGGCUGAUGUCGAGCUUCUCGCUGCCGCCAAUUCGCUAGUAGCCGGUAAAGAGCGUGAUGCAGCUCGAGAGGAGUUAGCUAGAGUUAAGCCAGUUCUUGAGAAGAUGAAGAAAGGUAAAGAAGGUCUUGAGGAAUCUUUGGUAGCUGAAGAAGAGGCCGCCACCGACAAGGCAUCAGGCAGAACCAAGUUAGCUAUGGAAAGAGGUCUUGAAAGGGUCGGAAGGGGAGAACUAGCCGCUCCUGCUCCUGGGCUCUCUUUACCUGCCUAUCCUGGCUUGUUAGGUGCUUGGGACUUUGCUGCGGAGGUCAAACGAGUACUUUUAGCCUCACUUGACUUUGCAGUCAGUCUCGCUGAGGAUGAUGCCCGAAAGCUCACUUCGGAAGGUGUAGAAGAAGUAACCAAACUUGGUGAUGCCCAUCUUCCCGCCGAUGUCGAGCGAACCAACCGAAAAUUCAAUCCUCAAGCAAUGUUUUCACCUCGAGCUAUCCGACGUCAAUCCAGUGUCACUUCGAUUGGUCUUGGUCUGGCCGGUCAAUCGCAAUUGGUAGAAGUCAACGUCACCGAUAUCUUCGAUUUGCAACAUCACAUCCACCUCGCGCGAUCGGUCCUUCCGUCAACAGCUUCGACAUCCCACGAGCUCGUCCCAUUCUCUACUGAGGUCGGAGCUGCUUCCCUGGCGGUUGGGGCAUUCUCGAUGAUCAGUGGAAAGACCUUGGGUCUUCGAGCUGUCGUAGAGGGUUUAGUCCAUUUCUCAGAGUUCGUUUCCAACCCCGCUACGCGAAGAUGGAUUGGACCUGUCGUCGGAGUAUUCACUGCAGGUGCGAUCGCCUACGUCAUCUAUGAUCUACCGAGAUCUAUACCUAGAAAUGUCGGUAGACACAUCCAGUCGACUCUUACUAUCUCAUCGGGUCAACCUUCACAAGUUGAUGAUGCCUCUGUACCAUUUGCUGAAUACCAGGCUACGAGAGUUAGCAAGGAAGUUAGAAAAGUGAUGAGACUCGCUGCGUGGGAUCUGAGAGAGAGGUUCAGAGCGGCUGUGGAAGCUAGAGGUGAAGUUGUGAAAGCCAGUGAGGAGAUUGAGAAGAAAGCUACAAAAGCUUUGGAAUGGUUCGAUCAUGUUGAGAAGAGAGUGGAGAACAUCAGGGAGGAGGUGGGAAUUAAAGUGUAA
This is a messenger RNA of Kwoniella botswanensis, 2646 nucleotides long. RefSeq lists its product as uncharacterized. Lineage: Eukaryota; Fungi; Basidiomycota; Tremellomycetes; Tremellales; Cryptococcaceae. Gene Ontology annotation, biological process: mitochondrial fusion; mitochondrion localization. Gene Ontology annotation, cellular component: mitochondrial outer membrane. The record is from RefSeq and is a predicted model, not a curated record. The coding region runs from base 1 to 2646 and encodes 881 amino acids. The transcript is spliced from 3 exons. Gene Ontology annotation, molecular function: GTPase activity; GTP binding.